ACACGACCUCGCACGAACAUCGAUAUUUAACAGCUGAUAAUUUGGCGCGUAGGGUGUAUGCACGUAACAGCAAGGUUUGCUCCAUCUUCAGCAGAGCUAUUAACAUUUAAAAAUGAAACCCGAAUGUUCAAGAGCUUCCAAGGAAGGAAAAAUUAGUAGAGUAUCACUGCAAGUUCUUCAACCAGCGGCUGGUGACAAGGAAAAUCUUGUUGGUGGAAGCAGGCAGACGGUUACAAAUAUGAAAGUUGGUGUGAAAUUAGGGGAAAAAUGUGGGAAAAGUAAAUCGGUCAAUGAAAAGAAUGUAGAACAUACAAUGUUGAAGGGGAAUUUGAAGAAGAAGAAGGUGAAUGUAGCGCACAAAUCAGUUCAGACCAAUAAAGACGAGGAAAAACCACAGAUUAAUUCAGCGGACCUUAUGUCAGAUGGACCUCCAAGUGAAAAUUACUGGCAGUUACUGGCAGAGAAAAGGAGAAUUGCACUUGAAGAGAGCUUGCAAGAAAACAAAACUUUGCAUCAGAAAUUGGAGAUCCUUGUGGAGGAGAAACAGCUGACUGAACAGAUGUUAGAAGAAAGCAGGAAUCUCGUCGAUGUGCUGAAAGAAAUUCUUGCUGCUGGUGAAAACGAAGAAUCUCAAAUUGACUCUGAAGGCGAAUCCUCUUCAUAAUUAAUUGAUUGUGCGCAGUGAAGUGAUAUGGCCAUGUUGGACGUGAUGUGACGCUUGGUGGUACUUGUUUAAAAAAUAAGUUGUUUGCACUGUUCCAUAUUUAUGAUUAAUUACCUUUUACUGUGACAUUAAAAGUUUUCAUUGUGACAUUUCUGAUAAAAAAAUUACUUUAGCAUUGUUAACAGGUGAUAACUGUGUAAUUGCACCGAUUUUGUAACAUAUGUAAGGCAAACUCGAUAAAUAACAACAAUUUCAAUGUGACCAUGAUUAUGUAAUGGAAAUGAAAUAAAAAUCACCAAAGUCUCCACAUUCAAUAGAGAACUGGAGACUAGAGAACUUAAAUUAUUAUUCAAAAUUAA
Zootermopsis nevadensis is the source of this 1023-nucleotide messenger RNA. RefSeq names its product geminin DNA replication inhibitor (gene geminin). Lineage: Eukaryota; Metazoa; Arthropoda; Insecta; Blattodea; Termopsidae. The record is from RefSeq and is a predicted model, not a curated record. Gene Ontology annotation, biological process: regulation of DNA replication.